Messenger RNA from Coregonus clupeaformis (lake whitefish), 2762 nucleotides. Its product is annotated as prosaposin receptor GPR37-like. The transcript is spliced from 2 exons. Gene Ontology annotation, biological process: positive regulation of MAPK cascade; adenylate cyclase-inhibiting G protein-coupled receptor signaling pathway. Gene Ontology annotation, molecular function: G protein-coupled peptide receptor activity; prosaposin receptor activity. The record is from RefSeq and is a predicted model, not a curated record. NCBI's taxonomy places the organism in Eukaryota, Metazoa, Chordata, Actinopteri, Salmoniformes, Salmonidae. Bases 744 to 2672 code for a protein of 642 amino acids. Gene Ontology annotation, cellular component: plasma membrane; signaling receptor complex.
ACACCACGGAGAAAGUGGUGGUGGUGUCAGUAUACGGCGAUAUCUCUAUGUGUAAUUAUGAUUAUGAUAUAUUUAUUGCGCGCGCGUCAUCGGGCGUGGUUGGCUGCCAGCGGCGGUAGUCUGGAGGCAGGAUCUGAUGGAUGCGGAGUGACAGAUCAGGGUUAGCCGCCAGGGGAGUCCAUUUUCCUCCACAGUCCUCCCGGAGACGCCCAGCUCACCUCGGUGCUCCACGGAGCGGACAGAGAGAGCCAGCCAGAGCUGCGCCUCUCUUCUUUAUCUUCUCUCAGCUUGCAGCUGUGUCACAAACACACAGCAGCACACAGCAGCAGCACCGCACAGCCUGUGAGACUCAGCCCGACCCAACCACAGCCAGUGCAGCCUGCUCGGCUCACAAGGGAAAGUCCGGUGAUCUGCUGUUUAUGGAGAUGAGAUGCAUGUGACCAUGUUGUCGCUGUAAAAUGAGUUUGCUAGCGGCAUGUGGUUCCAUGGGGACCUUGCAGGGAUAUAUCGUUCGGUAAGGCAUGACACUUUCUACUUGACAAAAUACAUCUCACAGGAGGAGGUGGCGGCUGGCUUGCACAGAACAAGAGCGCUGAAUUUGGAAAUGAGCUAAAAGUUUGCAAACCUUAAAAGAUGUUUGGGAUCUACGUUGAGUGUUUAAGUUUAGUGUGAUUUUUGUCAUUAUGGGUGUUGACUGAACGGGAGCUUAUUCUCUUCACCGAGGAUAUCUCUCAGUCUGUGCUAUGAUCUGGACCAUGCGGACUCUGAUGCUGAGGACGCUGUGUGUGUUGUUGGGGAAUGCACAUGUGUUAUCUCUCAGAAAUAAUGGCGACAUAGGAACUAGAGAAACAGCGGGGGGUUAUUAUGGCCUUAACGCCACAGCAACACACAGGACCGCUCACACAGCCAUCGGAGAGGGUCCCCAUAACACAGCUUAUGACAGCACUCGCUCCGGGGGACACGCUACAGGUACGUCCUACUCCAAACAGACUCUUCAAACAUGGAUGGAACAUAUUCAUUCUACUUCUGUGAGAAGGACGCGUGUAAUUGCAGAUGAAACAAAACAUAGACAUGUAGGAUUAAAGCAACACCACUCAAACAGAACACUGACGCUGGGGUAUUCCUCCGCGACCCCGCACAGGGAUCUGACGCGCCGCCACAAGAGGAGAAAGUUGAAUAGUGAGAUUGGCCCGGCCGCUGCCAUGGGGACGGCAGGUGGAUACAAUACCACUAAGCCCACAGCAAUGGGCCAGCAGCACGGGGGACUACUGGACAGUGACAGACGCAAGAGAGGCACAAAAGACGAGCAGAAGAAGGCGUUUAAGAGGGAGAGGGGGAGAAAAGUGUUGAACAAAAGCUCAAUGGCUUUAUCUCAGGCGCAGAGCUCAGUAGACGGGCUGGGCCCCCCUCUAUCUCCAUGGGAACCAAUACCCAAGCCCCUAGCUCUCACCUCUACCGACCUCCCGCUCGACUUCUUCACCAGGAAAAACGAGAUGUUUACUUACCGGGAGGAAAACCCGUGGGAUGCCACUCCAAUGACCCCUCCCAACACAGCAGAUUUUGGAAGCGAAAUCAGAAACCCAUUUUACCCUGUGACAAGUGAAACAUUUGGAGCUUAUGCUAUUACAGGCGUUUCUGCUAUCAUUUUCCUCGUGGGGAUAGCAGGGAACAUAGCCAUACUGUGCAUCGUGUGUCAGAACUACUAUAUGAAGAGCAUCUCCAACUCUCUCAUAGCUAACCUGGCCAUCUGGGAUUUUGUAGUCGUCUUCUUUUGUCUGCCCCUCGUCAUUUUCCAUGAAUUGACUAAGUCCUGGCUACUGGGAGAAUUCACGUGUAAAAUCGUGCCAUAUCUGGAGGUGGCAUCUCUAGGUGUGACCACCUUCACCCUGUGCGCUCUGUGCAUUGACCGGUUCCGUGCGGCCACCAACGUCCAGAUGUACUAUGAGAUGAUUGAGAACUGCACCUCCACUACAGCCAAGCUCGCCGUCAUCUGGAUCGGAGCGCUCCUGUUGGCUCUCCCUGAGCUCCUGAUCCGCCAGCUGGUCACAGAGGACCCCGCCCUCCCGGAUGACCCCCCAACGGAGCGCUGCGUGGUGCGCAUCUCGACGUCGCUCCCGGAUACGCUCUACGUCCUGGGUCUAACCUACGAGGGCGCGCGGCUCUGGUGGUGCUUCGGCUGUUACUUCUGCCUCCCUACGCUCUUCACCAUCGGCUGUUCCCUCGUCACCGCCCGCAAGAUCCGCCGCGCCGAGCAGGCCUCCGUCCGCGGCAACAAGAAGCAGAUACGCCUAGAAAGCCAGAUGAACUGUACCGUUGUGGCGCUCGCCAUCGUCUACGGCGCCUGCGUGGUCCCGGAGAACAUCUGUAACAUCGUAUCGGCAUACAUGGCGGCGGGCGUGCCGGAGAGGACCAUGGCGGUCUUACACCUCCUGUCACAGCUGUUGUUGUUCUGCCGGGCGGCAGUGACGCCCGUGUUGCUCCUAUUGUUAUGUCGCCCGCUAGGCAGGGCCUUUCUGGACUGUUGUUGUUGCUGCUGCUGUAACCAUACCCACUCCUCAGGCACGGCUAGUGAUGAUAAUGAACAUGAGUGUACCACAGAGCUGGAGCUGUCGCCCUUCAGCACCAUACGCAGAGAGCUCAGCAACUACACUCCCGCAGGGUCCAACUGUUAAAACCCCACAACUACUGUUAAAGGUCCAGUGCAGUAAAAAAAUUGAUUUUUCCUGUGUUUUAUGUUCAGUGUAUAUUUCCACACUAUGAGG